AUGGCUUGCAUUGGUUUCUGGGGAAAAGAAUGUAGAAACAUCUGCAGUUAUGGUUAUUAUGGACACGGAUGUCGUAGAUUGUGUAAAUGUAACUAUCAGCAGAUCUGCGAUCCCAUAAAAGGCUGCAUUGCAGAUAACUCAGUUGAUGAGUCUAGUAAUUUGACAAAUUGUUCUGACAUGGAAAAAGUUUACAACAUAUUGACAAGUGCACAUGGGAUUAAUAUCUGUUACAACAGUAUGACGGCAAAGAUCGAAUGUUGUGCAGGCUUUACAAACAAAACAGGAAUUUGUGAAAAGAACAUUGAAAAGGUUGAAUAUACUACCAACAAUGCAGAAGAAGAGCUAUUUGGAGGCUAUGCAAUCAUGACUAUUUGUGUCCUUUCUGCGCCUUUGGGUUCAACGUGGCUUAUUGUAGCAGUAUUAGUCAUCUACAAAAAUCGACGCGGGAAUUGGUUGGAGACACAGAGCUUCACUCGAAAUUACGAGGACGCACAAUUUACAGACGCAUGGGACAUGUACACAGAACUGGGUAAUCCAUACCAAGGAAUUCAUGACACUACCUACGAGCAGCCGAAAAUGUAAACGUCAACAUAAUGUGCCACACUGACGAAUGUCUGAUAUAUUUUCUGUUUUAUUUAUUAUCUUUCUGCGAUUAUUUUUUUUGCGUUAUCAUCAGAAGAUCGUAGAUGUAUCAAUUCUACCUUUGUUGAAGAAAUUCUCUUUUAAUACUUAUUAAUAAGUUACCCUAAGGUGAAGGCUCAAGUUAGCUUUUCUGUGAAAGGGUCGGUCUUGGUCACGUUUUUGGUCAAAUUCUAUUUUUCUUUUCUUAUUAUUUACAACGCUUGAGGGGUG
Molecule: messenger RNA, 852 nt
Organism: Magallana angulata
Lineage: Eukaryota; Metazoa; Mollusca; Bivalvia; Ostreida; Ostreidae
Product: protein draper-like
Exons: 7
Coding region: 1-582 (193 amino acids)
Source: RefSeq, a predicted model, not a curated record